CUGCGGCCGCGGAGGAGCGAAGAACCUGCGCCAUCCAGCUCGGCGUCGGGAUGGCUGCCCCGGCGCGGCCGCAGCGCGCCCCCGGGCGGCGGGGAGGCCAGGCCACGGAGGCCGCAGCGCCGGAAGAUGCUGUCUCGCACCAAGUGCUCUCGGAAGAGCGCGGCGUCGAUGCUGCGGCUCAGGUUGAUGGGUGAUGGCGGCCGCAGGUCUAGCUCGCUCAUCGAUGGCGCCGGCCCCAUGCUGCUGCGGGACGGUCCCGGGCCACCCAGGGGACCGCGGCCCAGCGACGCAGCCGAACCCCAGGCGCCUGAACUGGGCGUGGCUGGAGGCCCACCCUCCGCCGGGUUGCGCAUGAGGCUCUUGCUAAUGUCCAGGUUACCUGCGCCGACGCUGCUGGGCCCCGCGUAGCAGUUGUUGGGCCUCUCGGGCACCUCGCUCUUGCCGGAGGGCGUAGGGCACGCCAGGCGCAGCAGCUUAGCCCAGCAGGCGUGCUCUGUGGGCGGCCUGGGCCUCGCGGCGGCCAGAGCGGCCAGCGCCAGGGUGAGCGCCCACGUCAGCUCCAGCAGGCGCAGCCAGAAGUGGACGCCCCACCAGGCCCACGAGAAGUGGCCCACCCGGCCGGGGCCCGGGUACAGCCAGAGCGCGGCCGCCAGCUGCAAGCCACUGGCCAGCAGCCCCAGCGCGCCCGCCACGGCCAGCAGCCUGGGGCCCGGGCUGGCAUCCCAGCCCCUCGGCCCGUCCAGCAGGCGGCGACGGCACAGGCAGAGCGUGCCCAGAGCCACGGACGCGCCCCAGGCGCACGAUAAGCCCUGAGCCAGGAGGUUGAGCGCAGGCCUCGCCGACAGCAGGUCUGUGGCGAGCAGCCCCAAGCCGUGCGCCAACGCCAGCGCUCCCAGGAGGAGCGGGUUCUGCAGCUGCUGUGGCAGACCCGCGCCCAGGCCGAGCAGGGUCAGGGCCGCCAGCGCGGUGAGUAGCAAGGGAAAGGGCAGAUUGUAGAGCACCAGGCCGGCGCGUAAACCCAGUCGUGCCUGCGAGCCAUAGGGGUCGGUGAGCAUGUAGGCGGACCGCAGCCCCGACGCCACCAGCACCAGCACCGCCGCCACCAGUGCCAACCGUGGCCCCGCAGGGGCGGCUGCCAGCGAGGCCAGUGCCAACAACGCAGGCAGCAGGAAGAGCACCCCGACCCCGUAGACGUGCAGCUCCCAGGAAAAGCUCAGCACCCGCCGCAGGGGACCCCAGCGCAGGGGAGGUCAAAUAUCAGAGAGGUGGAGAGGGAGAGAAAUACUACGCCCGUGCCUUUACGCCCGUGCCUUUGAGGAGGGACCUGGGUUUCAAUCCCAGUUUCACCAUUUCCUGGCCCCCUUAACUAUGUCAACAAAUAAUUGGAGGACAUACUAUGUGCCAAACCUUGGGGAUAAAACAGUGAAGAAGAUUGACAAGAUGCCUGGCCUCACGGAGCUGGUAUUCUAGGGGGUCCGAAAAGCUUUGCAGAGGAGGAGACAGCAGAGUCGGGCCUUCAGUGAUAAGCAUCUACCAUCUGCUCACCACCCGCAAUCCAAGAGAUGUAGUCACCUCCGGAUGAGGAGGGGGCUGCACAGUCCUGGUUUCCUGCUGCUGAAGAGCCAGCAAGUCCAAGCUCAGAGAGGUGAAGUAAUUUGUCCAAGGACACACAGCAAAUAAGAAGCCAAACCAUAAGAGCCAGUGAUCUUAAGAGUGAUGACACCAUCCUGCCCCUCUGGAGGCAUCUCGGAGAUAGAAGGGAAGAUGAAAAUCCCAGGCCUUCCAGGUGGCUCCAACUGUGCUAGGAGUUUGAGUCUGAAAAUAGGCCUCCAACUGGGAUCUCUGUUGAAAGGACAGCAGACCACCAGCGUUGGGAGUUGUUGGGAGCUCCUACCCUAGAGUACCUUGGAAGCUCCCAAGGAAAGGGAGAGAGAAGGAAAAGACAAAGUUUUAGAUUCUACCUAUUGACUACUACAAAGGAACGUGAAGAUUUAGCUCUCAUAUUGCCUUCCACAUUUUUCUGCACCGCUUUUGUUUAUAUCAUAAGUCUGCAUUUACAAUACGAGAAGCACGAAACAGAUUAUUCAGGCUGAGUCAAGAGUGUACUGUGAUUAUAAUUCCUUUGCUAGAUGUUCUGUUUUUCCUGGGGUCACGAGAGAGUGAGAUCGCCGGAGAGGGGAGGGAGCUGACCUGUCGGAGACUUGUUCCUGGGUGAGCUUCUUGUCGCUCUGCAGCAGGAUGGACACGUAGUGGCGAAUCAUGCCCACGAAGAAGGUGAUGAUAACGAUAGGCAGGACCACCCAGAGGCGGAUGUUGGAGUCGAGCAGCAGCUCCGGCCCUGCCAUCUUCACAGAGAGCCGGCUCCCGGCCACUUGUAGCCGGGUCGAUCUUCACCGGGGCGCAGGUCUGCUCGUCGAGUUCGCCUCCGGGCCUUCUCACGCCCCUCAGCCAGGCGAGCCCGGAACCCCACCUCAGCCUCUGCCCUUGCGCCCUGCCCCCCGCCGGGCCGCGCGGCCGCCGGCUUCCGGCGGGGAAGUUUGACGUCACGGCGAGGCGCGCUUCGACGGCGUCCGUGUGGCGUUGCGCCGCGCGGGAAAGUCGAAAAGGAUGAGCAACAAAGGCUUCUCGGCGGUAAUUUAACUGAAGAAGGCUUUGGUCAAAAUGGUUUCCAAAAGAAGACUCCCAACAUCUGAGGAUAGAGGGAGCCUGACAGAAGAUGCCUCUAAAGCCAGGAAACAGCCACUUUCCAAAAAGACAAAGAAAUCUCAUGUUCAUAAUGAAGUUGAAGAGAAUGACAGUGUCUUUGUAAAGCUUCUUAAGACAUCAGGAAUUACUCUUAAAACAAGAGAGAGUCAGAAUCAACUAGCUGUGGAUCAAAUCGUUUUCCAAAAGAAGCUCUUUCAGACUCUGAGGAAACAUCCUUCUUAUCCCAAAAUAGUAGAAGAAUUCGUUAGUGGCCUGGAGUCUUACAUUGAGGACCAAGACAGUUUCAGGAACUGCCUUUUGUCUUGUGAACGUCUGCAGGAUGAGGAAGCCAGCAUGGGCACAUCUUACUGUAAGAGCCUCAUUAAAUUGCUUCUGGGGAUUGACUUAUUACAGCCUGCCAUUAUCAAAAUCUUAUUUGAAAAGUUGCCAGAAUUUCUUUUCAAAAACGUGAACAGUGAUGGACUCAACAUGCCUCGACUCAUCAUCAAUCAACUGAAGUGGCUUGACAGAGUUGUGGAUAGUAAGGAUCUCACCACCAAGAUCAUGCAGCUGAUCAGUAUUGCUCCAGUGUACCUGCAGCAUGACUUUGUCACCAGCCUACCUGAGAUCCUAGGGGAUUCCCAGCAUGCUGAUGUGGGGAAAGAACUCAGUGACCUUCUAACAGAGAAUACUCUGCUCACUGUCCCCAUCCUGGAUGUCCUGUCUAGCCUCCGACUUGAGCCGAAGCUCCUGACUAAGGUCCGCAAGUUAGUGAUGGGUAAGCUGUCAUCUGUCACGUUGGACGAUUUACCUAUGAUCAUCAAGUUCAUUCUUCAUUCCAUAACAGCCACGGAUGCACUUGAGGUAAUUUCUGAGCUUCGGGAGAAUUUGGAUCUGCAGCAUUGUAUUUUGCCAUCAUGGUUGCAGGCUUCUCAAAGCAAGUUGAAAAAUAAAGGACAAACGAGUUCUUCAGGAAAUCAAGAAAACAGCGGUCAAGACUGUGUUAUUCUUCUCUUUGACGUAAUAAAGUCAGCUGUUAGAUAUGAGAAAAUCAUUUCAGAAGCCUGGAUUAAGGCAAUUGAAAACACCACCUCAGUGUCGGAACACAAGCAGAUUCUUGACCUGGCAAUGCUCUUCAUCAUCUAUAGCACCAACACUCAGACAAAGAAGUACAUUGAGAGGGUGCUAAGAAAUAAGAUUCGAUCAGGCUGCUUUGAAGAACAGCUGCUACAGAGUACAUUCUAUGUUCAUUACGUGGUUCUUAAGGAUAUUUGUCCAUCCGUUUUGUCACUGGCGCAGAGUUUGUUGCACUCCCUAGACCAGAGCAUAAUUUUGUUUGGCAGUCUCAUAUACAAAUAUGCAUUUAUCUUUUUUGACACUUACUGCCAGCAGGAAGUGAUUGGUGCCCUAGUGACCCAUAUCUGCAGUGGGAACGAAGCUGAAGUUGAUACUGCAUUGGAUGUCCUCCUAGAGUUGGUACUUCUAAACCCAUCUGCUAUGAGGCUGAAUGCUGUCUUUGUGAAGGGCAUUCUAGACUAUCUGGAUAAUAUGUCACCCCAGCAAAUACGAAAACUCUUCUAUAUUCUCAGCACACUGGCAUUUAGCAAACAGCAUGAAGCCAGCAGUCACAUCCAGGAUGACAUGCACCUGGUGAUACGAAAACAGCUCUCUAGCACCAUGUUCAAGUACAAGCUCAUUGGUAUUAUUGGUGCUGUCACUAUGGCUGGCAUCAUAGCGGCAGACAGAAGUAGAUCUUCCAGUUUGACCCCAGGGAGAGGAGACCUCAGCAGUGAACAGUGUACACAGGUGACCUCCUUGCUACAGUUGGUUCAUUCCUGCAGUGAGCAGUCUCCUCAGGCCUCUGCACUUUAUUAUGAUGAAUUUGCCAACCUGAUCCAAGGCAGAAAGCUGGCUCCAAAAGUGCUGGAAUGGGCUGGGCAAACCAUCUUUAAUGAUUUCCAGGAUGCCUUUGUGGUGGACAUCUGUGUUGUUCCAGAAGGUGACUAUCCAUUUCCCGUGAAAGCUCUCUACGGACUAGAAGACUAUGAUAGUUGUGAUGGGAUUGCCAUCAACCUCCUGCCACUGUUGUUCUCUCAGGACUUUGUGAAAGAUGGGGGUAGACUGACUUCGCAGGAAUCAGACCAAAAAUUGGUUUCUCCGUUGUGCCUGGCUCCCUACUUCCGGUUACUGAGACUUUGUGUGGACAGACAACAUAAUGGAAACUUGGAGGAGAUUGAUGGUUUAUUAGACUGUCCUAUAUUCCUCACUGACCUGGAGCCUGGAGAGAGACUGGAGUCCAUGUCUGUUAAAGAGCGUUCAUUCAUAUGUUCACUUAUAUUUCUUACUCUCAACUGGUUCCGAGAGGUUGUAAAUGCCUUCUGUCGGCAAACGUUGCCUGAGAUGAAGGUGAAGGUGCUCACCCGGUUAAAGCACAUUGUAGAGCUGCAGCAACUCCUGGAAAAGCACUUGGCAGUCACUCCAGACUAUGUUCCUCCGCUUGCAAACUUUGACUUGGAAACUUCAGAAGUAACACCUCAUACCAGUGCUGCUGUUUCAGCAAAAAUCAGAAUACAAGGAAAUUUAGGAGGAAGGAAACGAAAAGCAGAUGGCAGCAAAAUAUCCUCCCCUGACCCACUUUCAAAGGAGGAUAAUUCAGAAUGCGACCCUGCACCAUCUGAUAGGAGCCCGCUGGAAAAGGAGUUCAGAGGGAAAGAAGAAAAGACAUCAGUAUCGUUACAGAAUUACCACGCUUUUUUCCGAGAACUGGACCUUGAGGUCUUCUCUAUUCUGCAUUGUGGGCUCGUGGCCAAGUUCAUCUUAGAUACUGAAAUGCACACUGAAGCUACAGAAGUUGUGCAGCUUCAGCCCCCUGAGCUGCUUUUCUUGCUGGAAGAUCUCGCCCAGAAGCUGGAGAACAUGCUAACACCUUCUGUGACCAGGAGAUUCCCCUUCCUCAAGAGCAAAGGAAACCGGAAUAUUGGAUUCUCACAUCUCCACCAGAGAUCUGCCUCAGAAAUCGCUCAUAGUGUUGUUCAACUGCUGAGCCCUAUGUGUAACCAUCUGGAGAACAUUCACAACUAUUUUCAGUGCUUAACUGCUAAGAAUCAUGGUGUAGUUGAUGGACCAGGAAUUAAAGGUCAAGAGUACCACAUAAUGUCUUCCUGCUAUCAGAGGCUACUGCAGAUUUUACAUGGACUUUUUGCUUGGAAUGGAUUUUUUCAACCUGAAAAUACUAAUUUACUGUACUCAGCCCUUGAGGUCCUUACUAACCGACUGAAGCCGGGAGAGCCUGACCAAGCCUUGGAGGAGCUGCUUAGCCAGAGCUUCCAUUACUUGCAGAAUUUCCAUCUCAGCAUUCCCAGUUUCCAGUGUGCUCUUUAUCUCAUCAGACUUUUGAUGGUCAUUUUGGAGAAAUCUACAGCUCCUACUCAGAACAAAGGAAAAAUUGCUUCCCUGGCCAGACAGUUCCUUUGUCGGGUGUGGCCAAGUGGGGAGAAAGAGAAGAGCGGCAUUCCUAAUGACCAGCUUGAGGCUUUGCUUAGCAUCUACCUGGAGCACACAGACGGUGUUCUGAAGGCCAUAGAGGAGAUCGCUGGUGUUGGUGUCCCGGAACUGAUCAACUCUCCUAAAGAGGCAUCUUCCUCCACAUUCCCUACACUGACCAGGCACACGUUUGUCAUUUUCUUCCGUGUGAUGAUGGCUGAACUAGAGAAGACAGUGAAAGGUCUUCAGGCUGGAACAGCAGCAGACUCGGAGCGGAUUCAUGAAGAGAAGCUCCUCUACUGGAACAUGGCUGUUCGAGACUUCAGUAUCCUCAUCAACCUGAUAAAGGUGUUUGAUAGCCGUCCUGUUCUGCAUGUAUGUUUGAAGUACGGGCGUCUCUUUGUGGAAGCAUUUCUGAAGCAGUGUAUGCCUCUCCUAGACUUCAGUUUUAGAAAACAUCGGGAAGAUGUUCUGAGUUUACUGGAAACCUUCCAGUUGAAUACAAGGCUGCUUCAUCACCUGUGUGGGCAUUCCAAGAUUCACCAGGACACGAAACUCACCAGACAUGUGCCUUUGCUCAAAAAGACCCUGGAGCUGUUAGUUUGCAGAGUGAAAGCCAUGCUCAUCCUCAACAAUUGCAGAGAGGCUUUUUGGCUGGGCAAUCUCAAAAACCGGGACUUGCAGGGUGAAGAGAUUAUAUCCCAGAAUUCCCAGGAGAGCGCAGCAGAUGAGAGUGAGGAUGAUGCGUCAUCUCAGGUCUCCAAGAGCAAAGGAACAGAGGACAGUGGAGAAGAUGAAGCAAGUGAUGGAGCAAAGAAGCAAGAGAGUGAUGAGAGUGAUGAUGACUGAUUAGACCACAGAAAGAUACUCCCUCCCCAUCUCUGCCAGCUGCUUACCCUUUUGUGUUCAGGGUUUCACAUCUGCUCUCUGCCUUUCUAACUGGAAGCAUCCUAUUUUGUCCUUAAAGAAGGGGCUUUAUUGAAUCAACUUAAUUGUGGAUUUCACAGGUUGUCUACCAACAUCAAAGACCGUGGCUCAGAAUUCGAAUGUAGUGUUACUUACCAAUUUAGGCGAACAUGGCAGUGCUGUGCUGCAGAGUAGGCAUGAUUCUGAGCUUCAGGAGCUAGUUUUGAAACUCUGGAUUUAUUCUAGAAUUUAGGCUUGUACCAGUUUUACAAAUAAAUUCUGUUUUAAGUUCUA
Messenger RNA from Balaenoptera ricei (Rice's whale), 7368 nucleotides. It is a transcript of the gene FANCD2, whose product is annotated as FA complementation group D2. Gene Ontology annotation, cellular component: condensed chromosome; nucleus. Gene Ontology annotation, molecular function: DNA polymerase binding. The record is from RefSeq and is a predicted model, not a curated record. NCBI's taxonomy places the organism in Eukaryota, Metazoa, Chordata, Mammalia, Artiodactyla, Balaenopteridae. The transcript is spliced from 50 exons. Gene Ontology annotation, biological process: interstrand cross-link repair; homologous chromosome pairing at meiosis; double-strand break repair involved in meiotic recombination. Bases 2662 to 7017 code for a protein of 1451 amino acids.